GAAAGUUUCACAUCCGUAAGAGAGCGGCAAGGCAAGACGGUGCGAAGUAGGCGAAGAAGUCUCGCGCGCGAACUCGGUACGCUGCAGGCGAUGACCGCAAUCGUAUGAGUUUUUAUUUUACUGUGAGAGUGCUGUCGUGUUUCCCGUCCCGUUAAGUGUUUACGAAAAUGCUGCAUACAUAAACUUUACCAAAUAAACUGUGUUGUGAUUGUGUUUAUACAUAUUUUUAUCUUCUAUCUAUUGUUAUCUCAAAGGUUGUAAGAAUGCCUUGCUCAGCGGUAACUUUGUCUAUAGCGACCAUUACAGCAAUCAUUGCUGCUGCUCUUAUGGCAAUAGCAUUUACAACAGACAACUGGCUUUAUGUCGAAGUUAAGCGUAGUAACAUACAGACGUACGUGACAGAGAACACUGACAUCAAUUCACAAGCGAUCCUGGACAGUUUAAACACCAAGUACUACUUCUUCACAAGGACGCGGGGUUUGUUCCGUAUCUGCUACCCCAAGGAGCGACCGAAUACUGUUGAAAUUUACCUGUCGCCUGUCGAGACUCACUGCAGUAAUGUCGACUACUUCGUGCCAGAUGAGAACAACGAAACCAAAGGACUUUCAGACGACGCUAUGAACAGGCUGCACAUGGCUCGCUCCACGGUGGCGCUGUUCAUAGUGGCGUUCCUCUUCCUCUUCAUCGCCUUCUGGACAGGGGUCGUGGGCUGCUGGAAGAGAAGCCCUGGGAACAUCACCGCCACCGCCAUACUUAUGCUCGUCACCUGUUUAUUGUCAGCCGGGGCUAUGGCGUUAUGGCAUGCUGUUGAAUUUUACGAGAAGGAGAAAGUUGUAGGAGAAGAAUACUAUCAGCAGUGGCCCAAUAUAUUGCGUGAUAACGCUCGCGUGUGGUACGACUGGUCGUACAUGGUAGCGUGGUGCGGCGUCGGCCUGUCGCUGAUGUCCGCCAUCUUGUUCUCGUCGGCCGCCAUCUGUCUGCGCGGUGAACGCGAGCGAGAGGAGGCGCUUAACAUGCAGUACCUCAUGCCGGUGUACCCCCAAAAGCAGCAAUACGCGUACGCGGGCUACCCUCCGCCCCAGGCGUACCCCGGGCCGUACUACCACGGCUCUCAAUACGGACCUUACAACUACUGAGCAAGCGACCAGAUGAGGGACUUAGUGGCGGCUCACAACGUCCCCGCCCCGCAGGCACCAGCGCGCAACACACGACUCACACACCAACCAUCCGUCAACAUGGACACAUUCAACUCACACGCGAGAAUCAAACG
Molecule: messenger RNA, 1270 nt
Organism: Danaus plexippus (monarch butterfly)
Lineage: Eukaryota; Metazoa; Arthropoda; Insecta; Lepidoptera; Nymphalidae
Exons: 7
Coding region: 264-1136 (290 amino acids)
Cellular component (GO): membrane
Source: RefSeq, a predicted model, not a curated record